ACGGCAAAACAGUUGGCUUAGGGUGAAGGCGAGUUGAUUUUCCUCCACAGCGCAGUUUCUCCACAGCGCCCCGGACCCCCUGAGCUCUUCUCGGUGGGAUUUUGUGCUCUAAGACUCGGACAGCUGUGCGGCCGGUGCGACUCGGUGGUCUGCGGAGAGGCUGUCUGCCGCCCCGCGCGCUCCGUUUCUCCGUCGGCUAGCUUGGUUAGCCGUUAGCGUUGCUAUGGUAGCUAGCGCGGCUAACCCAACACCAACUUAGCCAGCGAGCCAACUUCCACCGCCUGUAGGACGAGCGGAGGAGAGAAGGCGGGGUUUAACCGCGUUUAGACCCGCGAGUGGACGUGAAGUGGGUUUAUCUGGGUCAGAGAUACGAAGAAAGUCAGACUUUCUGUCAGUUUUGCGGUCUGUUCCGCCGCUAACGUUAGCUUUAGCCGAGCGUGUGUUCAGUCACGUCGCUUCAGCCGCCGGAGCUUUAGCCCGUUAGUGGACAGGGAGGGAGGAGGGGCUGUAACGGCGGCGUGGGCUCCUGAAACCGCCUUAACGCAGCGUUAAACGGGGGCUUUGGGCGCCUAACGGCACCUGAAACGAGGUAACGGGCUGGAAUAUAACGUUACUCUAACACGGGGUUUAGUACCUGUUUAUGUGACAUAAAUGUGACUUUGGGUCGUAACGUAGUGUAACACGGGCGUUUAGUACCUCUUUAUGUGACAUACGUGUGACUUUGGGCCGUAACGUAGUGUAACACGGGCGUUUAGUACCUGUUUAUGUGACAUAAAUGUGAUUUUGGGCCGUAAAGUAGUGUAACACGGGCGUUUAGUACCUGUUUAUGUGACAUAAAUGUGACUUUGGGCCGUAAAGUAGUGUAACACGGGCGUUUAGUACCUGUUUAUGUGACAUACGUGUGACUUUGGGCCGUAACGUAGUGUAACACGGGCGUUUAGAACCUGUUUAUGUGACAUAAAUGUGAUUUUGGGCCGUAACGUAGUGUAACACGGGCGUUUAUGUGACAUGAAUGUGAUUUUGGACUGUAACGUAGUGUAACGCAGGCGUUUAGUACCUGUUUGUGUGACAUAAAUGUGACUUUCGACUGGGCACAUGGGCUUUUAGUACUGUUUAUAUGGCUAAAGGUGAUUCUGGACUGUAUUAAAGUGCACUAUGGGCACCUGAAGCACAGUUUUUCCGGCAUAAAGGCGACGUUUAUUUGGUGUUGCUCUGACUGGAGAAUGAAAAUGUCUGCGGGCGGCUUCACGGAUCUGAGGGAGAAGCUGAAGGCCAUGACGCCGCACCGGGAGGAGCAGAGGAGCGGCGGGGAGAAGCGCCGGCGGAGGCCCCCUUCAGAUGAGGAGGAUGAGGAGGAGGAAGAGGUGACAGCGCGCGAGUUGGAGGCGCGCAAGGUGAAGCGCGGCAUCGCGCAGGCGCGCGUGUUCACUCCAGAGGAGUGCGCACACAUCGAGGCCAAGAUCGACGAGGUGGUCGCGCGUGCCGAGCGUGGGCUGUACCGCGAACACACGGUGGACCGCGCGCCGCUGCGCAACAAGUACUUCUUCGGUGAGGGCUACACGUACGGGCCCCGGCUGGAGCGGCGCGGGCCUGGCCAGGAGCGCCUCUACUCCAAGGGCGAGGUGGACGAGAUCCCCGCCUGGGUGCACGAGCUGGUCAUCAGCCGCCUGGUGGCGCGUGGGCUCAUCCCGGAGGGCUUCGUGGACAGCGCUGUGAUCAACGACUACCAGCCGGGCGGCUGCAUUGUCUCGCACGUGGACCCCAUCCACAUCUUCGAGCGGCCCAUUGUCUCUGUGUCUUUCUUCAGCGACAGCGCACUCUGCUUCGGCUGCAAGUUCCAGUUCCGGCCCAUCCGUGUGUCCGAGCCCGUGUUGUGUGUGCCCGUGCGCCGUGGGAGUGUCACCGUGCUCAGUGGCUACGCUGCCGAUGACAUCACGCACUGCAUCCGGCCUCAGGAUAUUAAAGAGCGGAGAGCGGUCAUCAUCCUCAGAAAGACAAGGCCAAACGCUCCUCGUCUGGACACAAAUCCUUUGAGUCCCUCCAUCACCCUACCUUCAGAGAGACGGCACAAGCUCAAAGCGAAACGCUCGCACCGCAAAGCCGACCCAGACGCCGCACACAGGCCUCGCAUACUAGAGAUGGACAAAGAACAGCAGAGGCUUUCUCUCUUUUCGCGGCAGGAUCGUCGCGGCAACGCCGGCUCCGAGAACUCCUGGAGGAGGGUGGACGCCGCCUCGCUCUACAAACACACCCACCACACGCACACUGACGCACCUUCCCGCCAGGUCAAGAUGAGACGCCACUGAGGAGCUUUCACAUCGUCAGUGAACGAAGUCGAGAUCUCUGUAACUGCGGAACGGCUUCCUUCAGUGGCCGACCUUGAAGCUUCUCUAGGGGACUUGUUCUUUCAGCCUUUACAGCUGCUCUUCUGGGCUCAGUUCUUCUUGAGUAAAGGCGGUAAAUGAGGGCGACUCGUUCAGCAGGCUACGGUGGACAAAGCAGUAUUAAAAAAAACACUCAGCGUAGACAUAUCGAAGCAGGGACCCCAGACCAUUGAAUGAGUGCUUACCAAUCGGUUACUGGUACGGAAAGAAUGGCGAAAGUGUGUCGUUUUACUUCAGUGAGUGUGAAGGUGUGUUCUUAUUUAUGUCUUCUUUGGAAAAAGGCGUUAAUCUAACAGAACCUUUACUCAGUGCUUCAGAGAUUCGGUUUGCCAGCAGUCUUAGCCCUCUUAUUGUACUGUUGGUCAUUAAAAACGUCUGCAGCAACACAAUCAGAAAAGGAAAAAAAAUCUGUUUAAAAAAACACUUGUGUUGAUAUUGGACUGCUAAAUGUUGUUUAAUUCUCGCUGCUCUUCUUAAUACUGGCACCUUAGAAUAAUACAAAACCUGACGCAGGAUCGGUGACGAUGUUGCGUCAGUGUUGGACCUACUCAUAGUUUAUCUCUAGCCAUGAGAAUGUAGAAGGGCAAGUUUCGCUGUUCAGCGUCGUCUGUUAGGCAUGCAUAAACGCCGUGGGGGGAAUAAAGACGUAAUUCAAAAGCAUGACUGUGGUUUGAAGGCAUUUAAAUGAAAUUACACUGAGCACCUUGGUUUUAGCUCAGUUCCAGUUCAGACUCCCACUGAAGUGACCCUGUAGAAAUGGACGUGAACUUCGUCCCCAUCCAGGGGAUAAACGUGGAUUGACAGGGGAAAUUAACCCUUUCUUUGAGAUCGGUCCGACAUAUGCAAAGGUUUGCCUCUAAAACAUGAGACUGAGGCUGUGGCUGAAAUGGAUUCCUGUUGCCCCCAGAUUGGGAAGAGCUGUUCAGUUUACUAGAUGGUGGUUAAAACGUAUGAAUUCGGACACCACCAGCCUGCAGCAGUGUUCACCAGUCGCAUAAACAAACCCACAGUUGCUCGCGAGGCUGAAGUUGCCAUCUUUAGCGAAGCUGUAGACGUGGACGUGAUGUUUGGGAAGUGCUUGACUAGGCUACACGUUCACUUCUUGGUCCAUGUCUGCACCUUCAGUUCACCUUCAGUGUUUUUGCUGUAGGCUGAGCAGCUUUAGGGUCUUUGUUUUUAGCUGUUCAGAGCUGCUGUUUUUUCCGGAGAGUCGAGAGAGUCUGACGAGUUUCACUGGCUCAGCAGCCUCUGUUAAUGCAGUGUAACAAGACUCGCAAUGUAUAUUGGUACAUAUCCAGCUUUGGUGUUUUCUCGAAAUUUUGAGUGCACUGUGGUAAAUUGUAGUGCCUCAAAAUCACUCUGAGAGAAAGAUCGGCCGCUCAGUAGGGCUGAACGGUUUAAGGAAAAUACCUAAUCGCGAUUUUUCCAACUAAUAUUGCAACUGCAGUUUAAAUUGUGGUUAUUUAUUCUUUUUUUAUAUAAAUUGAGAUUCAGGCCUGAUUUAUUUGGAGCAAGAAGACCAGAAUAUCCACCUUUUCUGGCUUGAGGCUCGACCCCUGAACGGUCAGACUGCCGGUAAGCUGUGGUUGUGAUGUCACAACACAUGGAGGUUUGGUAGCCUCUGAUUGGUCAAACUCACCUACAGGCAUUUCAACUGUUAUUGGGUUCAGUUUCCCCUCUUAAAACUUAAAAGUGUUUUUGAUAAUGUUCACACUUCAAAAAGAAGGUUCUUCAAGGGUUCUUUAGUAAAGACAGUGCUUCUAUAUAGAACAAUGAACAAACAAAGACCCAUUUUCAGGCUUAAAGGGGUCUUUUCAUGGUGAAGUGGUUCUUCAGAUUGGUGGAAAAUGUGUUCUAUAUAGAACCUUUUUGAAGCUUGACAUUGUAACAAUAGCAAAACUGUUUUUGGUGCUAUAUAGAACCUACACAUUCUCCAUCAAUCCGAAGAACGAUUUCACCAUGCAGAGAACCCUUUAAGCCUGCAAAUGAGUCUUUGGUUGGUUAUUGUUCCAUAUAGAACCACUGUCUUUACUAAAGAAUCGCGUUCUCUUAAAUUGCGAUUUACAAAAACGAUUGAUCUUUCAGCCCUGCAGCUCACUGGUGCCCUAAAGUGCAAAAAGGAAUCCAUUUCAGUCACAGUUAAUGUGUUAGUGCCUCACUUGGGUUCGGCGUUGCUUGCAUGUCUAUUUAUUUCCGUUAUGUUUGCCGUUUAUUUUUGAUUUUGCUUUAGAACCUUUGCUUUCUUUUUCCACCAUUGGGUAGCUUUGGAAACUGCAUGGUGGCAGUCCAGUAUCAGAGAAAUGGUGGUAUCGGAGAUGGAGGACGUACCUCGCUGUUGGUGGUGCAUCUGUAUGAGGUUUCAGUUGAAGAGGAAUUCCAUUGAUUUUACAAAACGUCUUUAAGGCUGUGUUCACACAGCAGGUGAAAGUGGCCCAAAUCUGAUUUUCUCACCAAAUCCGAUUUUUUCGUUUGGCUGUUCACAUUAUCUUUUAAAUGUGACCUGUAUGUGACAUCAGUCUGAACAGAUCAGCUCCUAAACCGACCCGCAUGCGCAAAAGAACAGAGCUUCACAUGGCGGCUCGUCCAGAGGUGAACAAUCAUGACGGGCAGUGAACGCCAGUCGCUCCCGGAGCUUCAGCUUCAUCUUCGCCAGCAUCACAGGAGCGAUUAUGAAGUUCCAAUGAUUGA
Molecule: messenger RNA, 5072 nt
Organism: Colossoma macropomum (tambaqui)
Lineage: Eukaryota; Metazoa; Chordata; Actinopteri; Characiformes; Serrasalmidae
Gene: alkbh5
Product: alkB homolog 5, RNA demethylase
Exons: 4
Coding region: 1224-2306 (360 amino acids)
Biological process (GO): mRNA processing; mRNA export from nucleus
Cellular component (GO): nucleus
Molecular function (GO): oxidative RNA demethylase activity
Source: RefSeq, a predicted model, not a curated record